This is a messenger RNA of Cercospora beticola, 1792 nucleotides long. RefSeq lists its product as uncharacterized. Gene Ontology annotation, cellular component: membrane. The record is from RefSeq and is a predicted model, not a curated record. Gene Ontology annotation, molecular function: transmembrane transporter activity. Gene Ontology annotation, biological process: transmembrane transport. Lineage: Eukaryota; Fungi; Ascomycota; Dothideomycetes; Mycosphaerellales; Mycosphaerellaceae.
UGUUACUCUUGACCGCGACCUGAGGCUUAUUGCAUACUCUCUACUCUGCUGUGCACAGAACCUGCUCGGAGGAUCGGAGAUUGCACGCUCUGCCGGUUGUGCGCAACGACCACCAAUAUGGCGGACACUUCGAGCAUCGAGAAGAACGAUGUUCUUCACAAGGAAUCGUUCCAGGACCAUGACAUCAAGAAGGUCGAGGCCAGCCAUCUUGCUGUGCUUACGGAAGAAGAAAAAGCCAUCGAGAGGAAGCUGGUCAAGAAGAUCGAUAUACUGAUCAUGCCCUUGGUGGUUUUGGUCUACUUGAUGAACUACAUCGAUCGCAACAAUUAUGCGGCCGCUCGAUUGCAAGGAUUGGAGGAAGAUCUUGGUCUGAGUCCUACCCAGUACCAAUUGGGAUUGAGUAUCCUGUUCGUGGGAUAUGUGCUUAUGCAAGUUCCCUCAAACUUGUUGCUCAACUACUGCGGAAGACCGGCCUACUACCUCGCUUUCUUUAUUGUUAUAUGGGGUCUGGUCUCUACGCUUACAUCGCAAGUCACCAACCCAGCUGGUAUUAUCGCAUGCCGGUUCAUCCUCGGAGUGGUCGAGGCUCCCUUCUUCCCGGGAGUUUUGUUUUAUUUGUCAAAAUGGUACACGAAGACGGAGCUCAAUCUUCGCAUGUCCAUCUUUUACUCCGGUUCACUGAUAUCUGGAGCUUUUGGCAACUUGAUCGCGGCUGGUAUCCUGAACGGCCUCGAUGGCACUCGAGGGCUUAGCGCAUGGCAGUGGUUGUACAUUAUCGAAGGUGUGAUCACAAUCGCCAUCGGUAUUGUGGUAGCCUUUGUGCUGCCUGACUUCCCCGAUACAUGGCGACUGCUCUCUCCAGAGAUGAAGGCUGUUGCAAACCGAAGAAUGGCACUUGACGCCGCUGAGGCAGACGUUGAUGUUGGCGGAGGAAUGUCCCAACUUCAAGGGCUGAAGGCUGCAUUCACUGAUCCAAAGACGUACAUCCUUGCCUUGGCUUACCACGGAAUCACUGGAGCGGCCGGAUUCCAAAACUUCUAUCCAACAUUGACUGCCAGUUUGUAUCCGGACCUUACCGGCUUCACGCUUCGUGUUCGCUCGUUGCUGCUGUGCGCACCUCCUUACAUCUUCACGGUCUUUUGGUCGCUCGCCCAUGGUAUUGCUUCCGACAAGGUCGGCAAUCGAUUCUGGUUCUACUCUUACCCGGUCCCGAUCGUUAUUGCUGGCGCUCUGGUCUUCAUGUUCACCGAUUCUUUCGGAGGUCGUUACUUCAGCUUGUUCAUGCUGAAUGCCAUUUUCGUCAUGAACGGUACCAUUUAUGCCUGGAUUGCAAACGCAAUCCCACGUCCUCCUGCCAAGCGAGCUGCCGCCGUAGCAUUCAUGAACAGUGUGGGUAACGCGGCUUCCAUUUGGACGCCUUUCACGUACGGAUCGAAUGAUGGUCCGCACUACAUUACCGCCAUGGGAAUCAAUAUCGCCCUUGUCGGUAUUGCAGGUAUCUGUGGUAUCGUCAUGCGCUUCUACCUGCAGUAUCAGAACAGGCAGCUCGAGCGUAUGGAAAACAGCGACGCCACGCUUACUGCAAGAGACUUGAAGAAGCUGGAGAAGACUGCUGAGAUUGAAGGCAUCACUGUCGCAGAAGCGAGAGAAUUGCAGAGGGGUUACAGAUACAUCAUCUAGAGAUGUAGCAGCAAAGAUACAUGCAGAGGUGGUGCGUGCGCGCGACCAUCCUUUCCAUCAGCAACUCACACAUCACCUUACCUCUGGACUUUUCCAACUUGUUCGUCUUCGU